CUGUGCGCCUUUGGGUGGGGAAUAUGUUGUGCAGCAAAGGAUGGCGGGUAGAAAUGCGCUUUGAGGGGGCUUUGAGGGAGGGCGAGAAGGGACACAGGAAUGAGGAAGGCGAAGGGGCGCGAGGGCUGAAGAAGGACGGACGGAAAAGGGAAUAGGUGCGGAGGGAGGCGAAGUGGGAGGAAGGAGGCGCCGGAUUUGGACGGCAGAGUACUUAGACUCGCGCCCCGCCCCGCUUUGGGCCAGACGCGCUCGUCCCCUCGUCCUCCGAGCAUCUCGUCGUCCCUCCCCUGCAGCCCAGCUGUCCAGCCUUGCCCUACCCUAUAAUAUCUAAUUUCCUCUUGCGUCCUCUUAUAAUUCUCCGGCGUCGGCCCAUUCUUGCCGAUACUCUCGCAUUCUAAUCAUCCUCACAGCCCAGCCAUCGACCGCAUCGUCUGCACUCCCGCAACUCCUCCAGCUAUAUUCGCGGACCGGACGGGCUGAGAGGGUAUGUUGAUCCGCGAACAAUCCCUGGCCAUCUCGUUCUGAUCCCUUUCAAUCCACAGCCUAUUUAACCCGCUGCCCUUGCGCACUCCCUCGCGCUCUCCCUCGCACCCACAUAUUACAGAUGAUGGACAUCCACCCGUACCCCCAACACGACUACCCACAACAUCUUGCCAACUCGUCAUUCCCUCAUUACUCUACCCACGACCCUCUCCGGCCCAUGCCCUCCUCCUCCUACGCCGUCCCCCGCAUCCAGGACCUCACCUUUCCCCCAUCUCCCCGUUCAAAUCCCUCCCUCUCCCGCAUCGCGUCCACCAGCGCCCCGAUCCGGGAGGACUUCGACCGCGAUGUCAGUCUGCCCCCGCAGCCCGCUACCCAGUCCUCGCUCGAGGCCCUCAUGGAGGACGAUGGCCGUGCAGGCGGCCUCUCCAGGCCACUCACCGUACAAGAACAAGACCGUCUCGCCCACCUCGACCGUCUCAAGUUCUUCCUCGCCACCGCUCCCUCGCGCUGGUCCACCAAACAGGAAGACGACCCCGACGCACACCACCUGAACCCGUCUCACCCGGCCCUCAACCGCUUCUUGCUCCCCAACCAGGAGUACGUCUCCUGUGUGCUCUGGAACGGCCUCUACCAUAUCACCGGGACCGAUAUCGUGCGCGCACUCGUCUUCCGCUUCGAAGCCUUCGGAAGACCCGUUAAGAAUAUGAAGAAGUUCGAGGAGGGCGUGUUCAGUGACCUCCGCAACCUCAAGCCCGGCAUGGACGCCUGUCUCGAGGAACCCAAGUCCCCCUUUUUGGAUCUCCUCUUCAAAUUUCAAUGCAUCCGAACGCAGAAGAAGCAGAAAGUAUUUUUCUGGUUCUCCGUCCCACACGACCGUCUCUUCCUAGACGCCCUCGAGCGCGACCUCAAACGUGAAAAGAUGGGUCUCGAACCCACCACCGUCGUCACCUCCGAGCCCGCCAUCUCCUUCACCUAUGAUCCCAAACGGAGUCUUUAUGAACAGUUUAGUAAAGCCCAAGGACGGGCGGAGGGAGAAGGCGAUUUGGAGGCGGCGGUUAGGAGGGCGAAUGAGGCUUCUGCGAGUGGUGCGGGUGGUGCGUCGUCCGGGAACGAGGAGGGUGGGAAUGGGAAUGAGGAGGGCGGGAAUGAGGAGGGCGGGAGCAGCUCGUCGUCGGGCGAGGACGCGGACGCGCCUACGAGGGCUUCGUCGAUGAAACCUUCUGCCUCCUCGAAUUCGACUCCGGGACCGAAACCGAACCCUGCCUUCCUCUCUAUGUUUUCCCUCUUCGAAGGCUCACCAUCCUACAAGACCCGUCGACGACGCCAGCCCAAGACCGCCCGUAAACCGGACGGGUACGACGGCCGUGGGAGCGUCGCGGGGGAUGGUGGCCCGAAUUCGUUGAGGGGCAGCCCGAUGGACGAUAGGCAGUUCGCGCCGAGCGUGGGGCAUAAACUGGGCGCGGGGUUGAAUGCGCCGGAUAUGUUUUUGGCGCAGGCGCAAGGGAGGGAUCAGGGGGGAGUGAAGAUGGAGCCGAGGGUGCCGAUGUUGCAUCCUGCUAUGGGCAAUCUCGGAGGCGUUGGGGGUGUAGGUGUGGGUGUGGGUGUGGAUAGGUCGAUGUUUAGUGCGUCGCCGGGACCGCAGAGACAGAAUACGUUCCCGAUGUAUAACCCGAUGGGGGGUUCGCUCCAGCAUCAGCAUCCCCAGCAACAACAACACCAGAGCGGACUAUCGAGACACGCUACGCUCCCCUCCACCCAGUCUUCCAUGAUGCCUUCGUCCGACUCUACCGCUUCGUACGACAUGUCCGGGAUGGUCGGUCUCGACUCUUCCGUGCUCUCCGAUCCCUCCUCUGAUCCUUCUUCGCUCGCCGGCGGAAUGGUAGGCGUGGGCAUGGGCGGCAUGAAAGAAAAGACGUUCUGCUGCCCGCUCUUCUCCUGCGGCCGGCUCUUCAAGCGCCAAGAACACCUGAAAAGACACCUCCGCACACACACGAUGGAACGUCCGUUCGAAUGCCAUAAAUGCCGCAAACGCUUUUCGAGAUCAGAUAAUCUGAACCAACAUAUGCGUAUCCAUGCGCGCGCGGAACAGGGCGAGGUCAAUUUCGUCGCGAUGUAUGGUUCCAACUCUGAUCUCGGCGGCGGUGGUGCGUUGGGUUUGAUGGGAAUGGGAGGCGAGGUGGACGAGCUUGCGGAAGAUGAGGAUGGGAUGGAUUUCGAGGCGUAUGUGCAGGGGUAUACGAUGGGUAUCCCGUUGGCGGCGAGUAUGAUGGGUACGUUGGAUGCGAGGCAGCAGCAGGAGACGGCGGCGAUGCUUGCGGCGUCGAACGCGCAGGCUCAACAGGCCGCGGGCGAUUAUUCAACCACCAGCACCACCAACACCAACACCACCAACACCACCAACACCAAUGAUCCUAUAGCGCUCUCGGACGUGUAUUUUGGAAACUCGGACGCGGGGGCGCAGUAUGCGAACGUUCCUGUCCCUGGUGCUGAUGAUGGUGGUUCGCAAUCGCAAUCGCAAUCGCAUGGAGGUUCGCCUUGGGCGUCGCAGAGCACGCUUUCGCCCCAUCCUCAUCCCGGUCCGUUACCCAGUCCUGCGUUCUCGACGAUCAGCGCGCCUGGCGGUUCCUCUCAGCCACUCUCUCAGUCGAGACAUGGUGCUAUGUCGCGUUCGAACACGAAUGGGAGCGCAUCUGCUACGACGGGUCAUUUCCCUCAUUACUCCCAUUCGCACUCCCAUUCACACUCGAACUCGUCGCAAUACGCGUCCAUGUCCGCCCCGUCGAACAAGCUCACGUUCGACCAUAGCUCGCUUUACCCGCCUGGAAUAGGGAUGGACUCGAACUCGAAUGCUCUGUCGCUCUCGUCUGCGGGAGGGCCGGUGAGGUAUAGAAGUGCGACGCCGUCGAGUGGGAAACAUUCGGAGAUUAGGAGGCCGAUGACGGCGACGAGCUUCGAUUAUGCUUCUGCCUCUGCGUCGAAUGGAUCGCCUGCGCCUGGGUCGUCGCAUUCGCUUUCGAGGGGCGGGUCGUUGGGUCAGGCGAGUGGGACGAGUGGGAGGGGAUAUCAUCCGUAUGCGAGAUCACAGAGCGCGAGGUCGAGUCCGACGGGGUAUACGAUUCCGCUUGAGGCCCAAGCCCAACAACAUGACCAGCAGCAACAACAACAACAACAACAGCAGCAGCAGGAGUUCCAUGCGGCGAGUCUGGGCAUGAUGGGCCUUGGGGAGUAUGCUGGUGCGACAGGAAGCGCGAGUGGGCUGUAUGUGACGGCGGAUUCGCCGGGGGAGUAUGGGUCUGGGUCGCAAGGUGGCAGUGGUGGGGCGAGCAAUGCGCCGUCGCCGUUUGGCGUGGGGUUCCAGACGCAACAGCAGCAGCAGCAGCAGCAGGGCCAGGGAGAGGAGGUGUUCGCGUAUGGGGGAGGGGCCCAGGGGGAUGCGGCGGGGUCGUAUUAUGCGAUGAAUUCGUCGUCGUGAGUGAGGAUCGUCGACACACAACACAUGCAUGCGAGGAGCAGGGUUGGAAAUCUAGGUUAAAAUUCUCAAAAUAUAAUUCGGAGCGAAUUUUCGAAAGUAUCAGUUUUUUUUCUUUUUGUUUUUGUUCUCUAUCUGAUCUCGACCUCUACCUCCUACCUGCUUUUUCCAUUUGUUUCUUUUUGUGUUUUCUCUUGUUCAACCACCCGCUGCUCUCCAGUCAUCUAUGUAUUUGAUCUUGCUUGUCUCCAUCUUUCUCUCGUGCUCGAUUCGUUCGAUAUAUCCACCGUUUAAUCGUUCGUUUUUACCCCCUUGCCUGCGCCUGCUUCGUUUUGCUUCGUUUUUGGUCUUCGUUCUUCGGCUUUGGUCAGGCUUGUUGGGAUUUGCUUUACUCUUGAUCGCUUGCUUAAUCAUCUCACUUUUCGUCUUGUCCCGUCGUUGUCUUGUUUUGCAAAGCUCUUAUCUAUUGAAUACUUACCUUCCUCCGCGCAAGGUCGCCUUUCUUCUUCCUAGUCUUUUCUUCGCAUUUCUUUAUUCAUCGGAACACCAAGCAUCAAUUCCUUUUUUCGUACUUUCGAACUCGAACUCGUUCGAGACUUAUUACUACCGUCCCGUCAAAUCUAAUCGCAAAUUCUUUGUUCUGUUCUGUUCUUCGCACCCUUUUCGUUACCUUCUCGACAUAAUCCGAUUUCUCUUAAUCAUUUCGAGGCUCCUUUCUGCCCUGUCGCCGUCGUCGUCGGUCUUCUCCUUCUCCUUCGGCAAUCACUUAUCACCUGUUGGCUGGGUGGCUGGCUUCUGGGACGCACCCCCUUACCCCUUCCUCCUACUGUAUCCCCUUUUGAUCUCGUCGUCAGUGUUCGAUUUUCGUUCCGAGUUUGUGGUCACUUCGUUUCGCUGUUCUUUCGUUCUUGCUCUUUUCGUUCUUGGUCUAACACUUCACAUGUUUUAUUCAUAGCUCGCUGCUUCGCCUGCUUGUCUUUUAUAAUCCUGCCCUGCUUACAAUACCUUCCCCUCCUAGUUUACCCAAUCUCCAUCUCGCGACGUGCAUGCUCCGAGUCCCCCACCCCACCCCAUUCCCACCGUCACCGUUCGGCACCUCGUACCGCGACGUCUUGUUCCGUUCCAACCAUCACCUAGUCACUCGGCUUCGCUUCUCCUUCUCCUUUCUCUCAGCCUCCUUCCUGUUCCUUCCAUCUAAUCAUCACGACACCUCGGACUUUGUUGAAUAAUUCUUUCUCCUCUCUACUCCGCCUGCUUUGACCUUGACCAUGUAGCUGUAUGUACAUACUCUAUCUCGAUUCCCUACUAUCUCCUUUUCACCCUCAGGCCUCAUUGCAUGCCAGCACAUGUCUAUAUAUCUAAUACUUUGUCUCUCAACCUCUCAGCCCCUCAGCCUUUCAGCCUCUUCCCCAAAAAAAUCCGAACAUUAACGUCUACUAAUAAACGUCUUUUCUUUUCGAAUUACUACGCAUACACGAACG
Stereum hirsutum FP-91666 SS1 is the source of this 5433-nucleotide messenger RNA. RefSeq lists its product as uncharacterized. The transcript is spliced from 3 exons. Gene Ontology annotation, biological process: sexual reproduction; regulation of DNA-templated transcription. The record is from RefSeq and is a predicted model, not a curated record. Gene Ontology annotation, molecular function: DNA-binding transcription factor activity. Gene Ontology annotation, cellular component: Tec1p-Ste12p-Dig1p complex; nucleus; Ste12p-Dig1p-Dig2p complex. Bases 605 to 3955 code for a protein of 1116 amino acids. Lineage: Eukaryota; Fungi; Basidiomycota; Agaricomycetes; Russulales; Stereaceae.